GCAAAUCAGAUAACGUUGUAACAUCCACUACGCAGACGCAGUUAUGGUUUGUUGUCAAGCAAGGAUGGAUUCCACCCGUCUUUAUAUGAAUUGGUUAACAACGUAUAUUGAUAAUAAAGUUUUUUGCUGUGGAAGUAUUUGUUUUGACGACAAACAUUUAUAAAACUAGAAUGAUGCCAUCAACAGUGUCAAUCUAUAACCUACAGUUCGGGAGCAACUCGGUCAUUUAUAAAAAAUGGGAGUGGUAGAUGAUUUUAAGGGAGCAUCUAUUUUGUGCAAAGUAGCUUUUAUUUUAUUGUUAAUAGCUACAUUAUUUACAUGCAUUUCCUAUACGACAACUGAUUGGGUUUAUGAUGAUAUAGGAGCUACCCUAAAUCAUUAUGGUUUAUGGAGAAUUUGUGGAGAAACAGAUAUUCCGACUGCAUGUCAAGCUAUAGACGGCUGGGCGAAUGAAUGGUAUGGUGUUGUUCAGGCAUUUGUGACCUUUGGAUUUUUCGGCAUUUUAGUUUCCUUUUUCCUAGUUGUACUGUACAUAUUUGUUAGCAAAUGUCAAAAGAAUGGAGAAGUUGCCAUUGCAGUUGCUAUUAUCUGCAUCGCUACAGGGGUAUUUUAUUUGAUCGGCGUUAUAGUGUUUGCUGCCGAAGUGAACGAUUGGCCGGAAAAUAACACUACGGACUAUAAGUUUGGUUAUUCAUUUGCUCUAUCGAUCAUCGCCCUUGUGCUAGAAAUUAUUGGUGGUAUUUUGAUGAUUGUAGAAGGUAAAGGCGGCGGCGGAGGAGGAGGAACUAAACCAUCUGCAUAAAUUUUGACGCUUGCUUCUAAUAACAAUUGACAGAGGGAAUCAACAUAUUAAAAUUAAAUAUAACGUAAAGAUUGUCAUUUUAGAGGUUACAAAAGUAUUGACCUAUUAAGUUUUGAUAAUAGUGUUUACGAUAUGCAUAUUUCCCUUGAUAUCGAGUUUUACUGGUCUUAAAGUCGUCAUGUUAAAAAUAUCUACAGAUUGAACUAUACAUUUGAAUGAUAGCUAUAACUCUUGACUAUCAUAAAAAGCGUUGUGUAGAAUAAGUUUGUUACAAUUUUUAUAUUUAUGAUGAGUACGUGAUAUAUAUGCAAUGACUGUUUAACCGAAAUUGUGUAUGCUUGUUACCAAAUUUGUUUUAUUUAUAUGUGAAUAAAGAUUAUUUAUUAUUAAAUGAA
This is a messenger RNA of Mytilus trossulus (common blue mussel), 1197 nucleotides long. RefSeq names its product claudin-18-like. Lineage: Eukaryota; Metazoa; Mollusca; Bivalvia; Mytilida; Mytilidae. The record is from RefSeq and is a predicted model, not a curated record. The coding region runs from base 236 to 802 and encodes 188 amino acids. Gene Ontology annotation, cellular component: membrane. The transcript has 3 exons.